Meloidogyne enterolobii is the source of this 533-nucleotide messenger RNA. The record is from the annotation of a GenBank genome assembly. Lineage: Eukaryota; Metazoa; Nematoda; Chromadorea; Rhabditida; Meloidogynidae.
UUAUUUAAAAAAAUGUUUAUCGUUCAUUAUUUUCUUACAAUUUUUAUUUUUUCUACAAUUUUGGAAAUAAAUGUUGGGAUGGAAAAUUCCAGAAGAUGAGUCGGCUAAAAACUUGCCACAUCAUCAACAACACCACCCACAGCCACCACCUCGACAACAACAAAAUUACAUUGAAUUCAAUGUUGUUGGUGGUAACUUAGUUCGUGUGCCGGAUAUUGACAUGAACAUUGUUGAUACCUUACACCCACCACCACCUCAACAAAACCAUCAGGGACAGAACAAUAACAACAAUAACAACAACAACACCACCAACAACAACACCAACAACCAAAACCGUACAGGAAGACAUACUUGAAGAAGUAUAUUUUUGAAGAGAAGAAUUAAUUUUUUGACGGGAAGAAAAUUCUUUUAGACUAUGAAAAUUGUAGAAACUUUAUUUUUUGGGGAAAGAUUUAAAAAGAAAACUUUUUUUUGACAAGAUUUAACAUUUAUUUUAAAUAUAUUUACAUUGAUUAGUUUUAGUAUAAAACAAA